Arabis nemorensis is the source of this 2067-nucleotide messenger RNA. NCBI's taxonomy places the organism in Eukaryota, Viridiplantae, Streptophyta, Magnoliopsida, Brassicales, Brassicaceae. The record is from the annotation of a GenBank genome assembly.
AUGACUCUGCCGUCAGUUCGAUCCAGCGGUGGUAAGCGCGAGCAGAUCGGAGUAUUCGAUUACACUGACGAUGAUGAACGUAUCGAAGAGAUGUCGAAGAAACUCCUACGAAAGUUCGUUUCCCCACUAACGAAAACCCCCCGAGCGAUCGAUAAGUAUGACUUUCUCCGAUUCUUUGCGCAGGAUACCCAGAGCAAAGAAUUGGACCACAGAGUUAUUGAUGUUGAAGUUGUGCAGAACACCCGAAGCGAGAGCAAAGAACUGGGCAACAGAGUUAUUGAUCUUGAAGUCCAACUCUCAACAAAAGAAAAAAGGUCAAGGUGUGAACAUAGCGGAUAUGGAACUAGUGACCUUAUUGAUGUAAUCUCUGAUGGCUCUCAUGGAAGGAUUGGAAUCAGUUCAUCAACUUCAUCAUCUCUGUCAGAAGAUGAUGAAGCCUCAACUGGAGAACAAGCCACGAAUUCUGCUUCUGUUCCACAUGAAGUUGAUUCCGAGAAUCCAAAAGUUCUCAUUAACCCUGAUGUUAUUGUAUAUGGAGAUAUAUACUGUACAAACUCGAAGUUAACAUUUUCAAGCAACUGUAUGAAUGUCGAGAGUUCAUCAGUAAAUGCAACUAAAGGAACCUUUAGUUGUCAGUGGAAAAUAGAAGAUAUCAUCAGAAUUGAGUCUCAGUGGUGUUUAGAGGUUGAGACUGCCUUUGUCAACGUCCUUCUGAAGUCCAGGGACCCUAAACGAGUUGACAGUGCUGAAGAGAUCUCAGGUAUUGAUCUCCUCAAAUUUUCUGUUUGUGACCCUAAAUGGUCUAAAGAAGUAGAAACCGUCAAAUUGCUGGACUCAAGAUACAAGGAUAUUUGGCUUGAUACUAUAACAGAAGGCGAGGAAAGUGCUUGUAGUGGACACAAUUUGGGAACUUCACUCACCAACCUUGCUGAUUCAUUUGAAGAUCUAGUUUACCCUCAAGGAGACCCAGAUGCUGUAGUAGUUAGGAAGCAAGACAUUGAGCUACUGAAGCCAAGACGUUUCGUCAACGAUACAAUCAUUGAUUUUUAUAUCAAGUACCUCAAAAGUCGGAUUCCACCGGAGGAACAGGGCAGAUUCCACUUUUUCAAUUGUUUCUUUUUCCGUAAGCUGGCUAACUUAGACAAAGGUUCACCUAGCACAUUUGGAGGAAAGGAAGCAUACCAACGCGUGCAGAAGUGGACUAAGAAUGUGGAUCUUUUUGAAAAAGAUUAUAUAUUUAUUCCUAUAAACUGCAGUUUUCACUGGAGUCUGAUUAUCAUCUGUCAUCCUGGUGAAUCGGUUCCUUCUCAUGUUGAAAACCCACCAAGGCUUCCCUGCAUCUUGCAUCUGGAUUCAAUUAAAGGAAGCCACAAAGAUGGUCUCAUAAACAUUUUUCCGAGUCCAAUGCAUGGAUUUUAUCAUGAAUAUUUGAAGUACAUCAUGAGUGAACUACUUACAUGCCCACGUGAUCAUAGUUACCUACGUGAAGAGUGGAAUGCGAGGCAUGGAAACACAAGUGAUUUCUCAAGAGCUCCAGAUCUGAAGUGCAUCUCACUUGAGCUCCCGCAGCAAGAGAAUUCGUUUGACUGUGGCCUCUUUUUGCUCCACUAUUUGGAUCUUUUUGUUGCUCAAGCUCCUGCUAAAUUCAAUCCUUCCCUCAUCACAAGAUCGACAAAUUUUCUAACUAGGAAUUGGUUUCCUGCAAAGGAAGCUUCACUUAAGCGCAGAUACAUUUUAGAAUUGCUUUACAAUCUCCAAAAAGGUCAUGAUCCAAGUAUUCUUCCAGCUAAAUCCAAAAGUAAACUGCCUCAUUGUGGAGCUUCCAACAAGAAUGAUCAAGAAAACAAAAGCAAGAAUGUGAUUGAGAUCUGUAACUGGAGAAAACCAUUUGAUGGCUCCUCAUCAACCGUCACAAACAUUCCCCAAACAAAGACUUGUUCGCCAGAUCUGAUUCUUAGCAAAGAAAUUUUUUACACUGGAGGUUAUGACCCUAAGUCUUCUAAGCGCCGAAGUUUCUUUAUGUCGCCUAUAGUGGUAAAUUCCCUUUUCUCUGUCUUUGAAAUUUAG